Messenger RNA from Rubroshorea leprosula, 1286 nucleotides. Lineage: Eukaryota; Viridiplantae; Streptophyta; Magnoliopsida; Malvales; Dipterocarpaceae. The record is from the annotation of a GenBank genome assembly.
GCAGUGGGCCAAAGAAUCUGUUCGCUGUUAAGGAUAUUCUGGCUUUGCGUUGGUAAACUUGAUAGACUAGAUGGCUGUUUGGGUUCAAAACUUGCCCAAGAAAAAUCUUGGUCAAAUUUCUGUUCAUUCACUGCCCCAUUUGUCUGUUAGUUACCCAUUGUGGGGGAAUUCUAAUGAAGACUAGAUUACGCACUCUUUAUCCGAUAUAAGCUUGAAAGUUGAAUCUCCAUUCAAAUCUUGUCCCGGUGCAAAGUAUUUAGUUCAGCAACUACCAGUUCUGGAAUCAUCCUCAGUUCAAUCAAUUGGUCAACCUCAUCAUGAAGUGGGUGUCCUGGGAGGGACCAAUUCUAAGUGCAAUUCAUCAGAAUCUGGUGAAGAUGAAUAUUGUGAAAACAGCAUUGAGUGUCAAAUGAAGCCAGUUUUCGUUCUCAGCAAUCCAGACCCUAUGUUCAAUCCUUCACAUAUUACUAAUACCCAUCCAAUGUCUUCUGCUCAGUAUCCUUAUGCUGAUGCUUACUAUGGUGGGUUAUUAACUCCAUAUGGACAACAUGUUCUUCCCCAGAUGGGACCACAGAUGGUGGGUACUCCACCUACACGAAUUCCGCUGCCCUUUGAUCUUGCAGAAGAUGGACCCAUUUAUGUGAAUCCAAAGCAAUAUCAUGGGAUUCUCAGAAGACGACAAUUUCGUGCAAAGCUUGAGGCACAAAACAAACUUGUCAAAAGUCGCAAGCCAUACCUCCAUGAAUCCCGGCAUCGCCAUGCACUAAAUAGGGUCAGGGGAUCAGGUGGACGUUUUCUCAGCACCAAAAACCUCGAACAACCUGACCAAAAGAAUGGAAACUCAGAAUUCGAAAGUCAGUGCUUGGAAACUGUUGAAUAUGUUGGCUUAAUGACAACCUGCCCUGACACCUCGAGUGGCUCUAAUGGUGAUAUGAAUUUCCGGCAGCAGCCAGAACACAGGUCCUCAGGCAUCUCUCCUCAUGCUGGUGCAAACAUGCAAAGCAGUGGGAACCUUAUGUCCAAUGGGACCAAGCAUAAUGUCCGGUGACAACCCGGAUCAGGCAAUUCAUCCUUGGCUUUAUCACUCUACCUUUUUGUUACUCAUGUUUACUUUGGAAAACUUCUCAGGACAUCUAAUCAUCCCAGCUACUUCAUGUUUUCUUGCAUAUAUUCUAGGGAUGCCAAUAUGGCAGAUAAGGGAUUGUGGUUGAGACUUACUUUGAUGAUACUUGACUCGGUAAUUAUUAGGUUGUUAAUUAAUUACUUUAAAAUGACUGGAAAUUGGA